This is a messenger RNA of Selaginella moellendorffii, 2800 nucleotides long. RefSeq names its product isoamylase 2, chloroplastic. The transcript is spliced from 24 exons. The record is from RefSeq and is a predicted model, not a curated record. Lineage: Eukaryota; Viridiplantae; Streptophyta; Lycopodiopsida; Selaginellales; Selaginellaceae. Gene Ontology annotation, molecular function: isoamylase activity. Gene Ontology annotation, biological process: starch biosynthetic process. Bases 31 to 2637 code for a protein of 868 amino acids.
CGGAUCACCUGGAGCUGCCAGGAGCAUAGGAUGGAUAUGGCGCUGCGAGGCCUAGGCGAUUCCAUGGCGGCGCGUCUUGACCUUGGAAAUGUGUUACUCCCCGCUCGCUCCUCGCGGAGAUGGGGGAGACCGACACUCGAUCGGAAGUGUCGAAGUGGCUGGAGUGGGAGGUGUCGAGCACAAGGGCAAAACUCUGGCGUUCCUACACAAGAACAGGAUAGAAAAUCUCAGCAGGAUGGGGCUCAGUAUAUGUUUCACGCCGAAAGUGGUGGCCAGGUCAGAGUUUCUGUCCAAGAGAACUCGCUAAAAUACAUGGUGAAUGUUGAGGCGAACUUACCCGAUAUCUUUCCAGGCGAGUCUCCUAUUCUUCUUCACUGGGGCCUCUUCAGGUCUGAUUCCACUGACUGGGUGCUUCUUGAGCCCAACGAUGCUCCUGCGAGUACAAAAUUUCUUGGUGGAAAAAACGAGGCAAUGCAAACACCUAUGCAGCAGCUCGCAUCCUGUGUUCAAACUCUACAGCUCGAGCUUCCUUUAAACAUGGCACCUUUUUACGUUAGCUUCGUCCUCUGCAAGCCAGCGUCCAAGGACAGCGAAGACAUGUGGAUCAAAAGCAACUCCGGCUCAAACUUUUGCGUCCCUUUGGGACUGCGCACUGGACGCCCCGAUCCUCUCGGCGUAACUCUAGAAGCGGAUGGUUCCGCUAACUUUGCUCUGUAUUCCAAAAAUGCUGCAAACGUUACGCUCUGCCUCUAUGGCCCGGAAGACAUUGAGCCAGCAAUGGAAAUUGAUCUCGAGUCUGUCACUCAUAGAACUGGAGACGUCUGGCACGUACAACUUCCAAGCAUUGAAGGUUUUAUCAGCUAUGGUUACAGAUGUAGAGGUGAUGAAACCUGGGAAAAUGGGAAUCGUUUCCAUAAGCGUCGCAUUCUAUUAGACCCUUACGCCAAGUUUGUUUCUCCAUUCAUCCCAGGCCAAGAGGAACUGCCAUCGCCUGCUACUGCUCUAGGCUUACUGCCAACAAAUGUGCCGACGUUUGACUGGGAAGAGGAAUCAUCCCCUUGUAUUCCCCUGGAACAAGUUGUUGCCUACAGACUAGAUGUCGCAGGGUUUACAAGUCAUUCCUCCUGUGGGCUGGACGAGCGAUUGCGUGGUACAUUUUUGGGACUGGUUGAAAAGAUAUCACAUUUUCAGUCUCUUGGUGUUAAUACGGUUAUUGUACGUCCAAUUUUCUCUUACGAUAGAUCUCAAGGUCCCUAUUAUCCUUUCAGCUUUUUCUCUCCAAUGGAAGACUAUGGUUCUGGUAGUAGUAGUCUGGAUGCAAGCAUCUCCUUCAAGGAAAUGGUGAAAGCGCUACACAAAAAUGGCAUUGAGUUGAUCUUGGACGUGGUGUAUACACACACUUCUGAGAAAGGAGACGAGGAUCCGGAAACUGUAUCUUUUCGUGGAAUUGAUAAUCAAACUUACUACAUUCUUGACAAACAAAAACGGAUUUUGCAAUCAAAGUUCGGUGCUGCGAACGUUUUCAACUGUAACCAUCCUGCGGUACACAAAGUGGUGAGUGUGGAUUCCUUUUUGUAUUACAGCUUCCUUGUUUUUCAGGUUGUGGAUAGUUUACGUUAUUGGGUCGAAGAAUACCAUGUAGACGGAUUUUGUUUUGUCAAUGCUCGUGAUCUCACGAGAGGACCGCAUGGAGAGGAGCUCUCUCGGCCACUUCUUCUCGAAGCUAUCACUUUUGAUCCCGUCCUUGCAUCUACGAAACUGAUUGCGGAUCCGUACUCACCAUUGUCUUCUGUUCCCGAGCCUCUCAAGUUUCCACACUGGAAACGGUGGUGCGAAUGCAACAUAAACUUUCAAAUGGAUAUGACUAGUUUCUUUCGAGGUGAACAAGGAAAGUUGAGUGAUCUCGCAACCAGAAUUUGCGGAAGUGCUGAUAUGUUUGCAGAUGAGCGAGGGCCAUCUUUUUCUCUAAACCACAUAACGAAUGCAUAUGGGUUCUCAAGGCUAUCAGAUUCAACAUCUAACAGUGAAAAUGCGUGUGUGUCUCAGAAAACAAGCAAAACGGAGCCAAAUGUCGAACUUCAGCUCCACAAUCUUCUUGUUACACAAUUCUUGUCGCGAGGGACCCCCGUCUUAAAUAUGGGAGAUGAAUAUGGACUUUUAGACGACGGCAAGGCUAUACAAUUUGACUGGCAGAAGCUAGCCUCCGCAACGCACACAGUUAAUCUUAUUUCAUCUCUUUCUUUAUUGCGAAGUCAACACGAGAGCCUAUUACAGAAGAACAAGUACGUAAGUUCAGAAAUGAUCACAUGGCACGGAGCAACAUAUGAGGAAGAACCUCUAUGGACUGAUCCAAACAGUAAAUUUCUCGCUGUCACUCUGGAAGACAAUGAUACUGGUGAUCUCUGCAUAGCUUUCAAUGCAAGAGAUGAUGUCGUUGAAUUGACUCUCACAGAAGAAGCAACAUGGCUUAGAAUCAUAGACACCACCUUACCUUACCCAGAAACUAUUGUUCUUAAUGGAGCAGAACUAAGCUCCGAAGCCGGCACCUCCAACGCCGGUGCCUCCUACAGUGUACAGCCAUUCAGUGUUGUGGUGCUACGAGCAGGAAAAUGCCAAGAACUAAAAGACCAAACUUGAGUGACUAGAAAGCUAUGAAUGGGAUUUUUGGUUUGAGGCCUUUGCGACUUUAGAAUCCUUUUGACAAACCAUAUGAUUCCAAUUCACAACAUUAAGCCCAUACCAUAUCUGUUUGAAUUUACAGUCCACUUGGGCCGAACUUAAGAGCAUGCCCACUUGAAUC